CCUAGCAGAAAUCCCAAACACAUUCCAAGCUAAUCGAUCCACUGUCGAUCGUAGUUGCAAUCCAUCCACAACGGCGAUGGCGGAGCUGAAGAGCCGGCGCGUGAUCCUGAAGGACUACGUGGAGGGCUACCCCACGGAGGAGCACAUGGAGCUGCUGCCCGCCGCCGACGUCGACGAAGCCGCGGCCGCCGAGGAGGGCUCGGUGCUGGUCAAGAACCUGUGCCUCUCGUGCGACCCCUACAUGCGCCCCAAGAUGGCGCGCCCGCAGGAGCAGUGGUACACCGAGGCCUACGUCCCGGGCACCACCAUCACCGGCUUCGGGGUGGCCCAGGUGGUCCGCUCGUCGCUGCCUGGCCUCGCCGCCGGCGACCUGGUCUCAGGCGUCACGGGGUGGGAGGACUACAGCGUCAUCAAGCCGCCCUUUGCGGGCCAGCUCACCAAGAUCCGGCCGGAGGACGGCCUCCCGCUGUCCUACUACACGGGCGUCCUGGGCAUGCCGGGGUUCACCGCCUACGUGGGCUUCCACCGCAUCUGCUCCCCCAAGGCCGGCGAGACGGUGUUCGUCUCGGCGGCGUCCGGCGCGGUGGGGCAGCUCGUCGGCCAGUUCGCCAGGCUCAUGGGCUGCUACGUCGUCGGCAGCGCCGGGUCCAAGGAGAAGGUGGACCUUCUCAUCAACAAGUUCGGCUUCCACGACGCGUUCAACUACAAGGAGGAGGGCGGCGACCUCACCGGCGCGCUCAAGAAGCGCUUCCCCGACGGCAUCGACGUCUACUUCGAGAACGUGGGCGGGAAGAUGCUGGAGGCGGUGCUGGCCAACAUGAAGGUGCACGGCCGCAUCGCCGUCUGCGGCCUCAUCUCGCAGUACAACCUCGCCGCCGGCGAGAAGGACGCGGAGGAGCUCAGAGCGCGCAACCUGGUGUACCUCAUUUCCAAGCGGAUCCGGAUGCAGGGGUUCGUCGAGCCCGACCACAAGCACCUCUACCCGGAGUACAGGGCGUGGGUGCUGCCGCACAUCAAGGACGGCAAGGUGGUGUACGUGGAAGACGUCGUGGAGGGGCUCGACGCGGCGCCCGCAGCGCUCAUCGGACUCUUCCACGGCCGCAACGUCGGCAAGCAGGUCGUCAGGCUCGCCAACCCUCAGUGACUGACAGAUCGCACGCAAGUGUCAUUCCUAGGGACAACGGGCAAAGCCAAAUAAAAAGCUACUAGUAGAUCCAUGCGCAUGGCGCUGGGAAGCUAUCAUGAGAAAUAAAUUCCAGUCCUUGCUUACUAUUGCCCUUCA
Triticum aestivum (bread wheat) is the source of this 1282-nucleotide messenger RNA. Its product is annotated as 2-alkenal reductase (NADP(+)-dependent). NCBI's taxonomy places the organism in Eukaryota, Viridiplantae, Streptophyta, Magnoliopsida, Poales, Poaceae. The transcript has a single exon. Bases 77 to 1144 code for a protein of 355 amino acids. The record is from RefSeq and is a predicted model, not a curated record. Gene Ontology annotation, molecular function: oxidoreductase activity, acting on the CH-CH group of donors, NAD or NADP as acceptor.